Messenger RNA from Colossoma macropomum (tambaqui), 1367 nucleotides. RefSeq names its product solute carrier family 35 member D1b (gene slc35d1b). Gene Ontology annotation, molecular function: GDP-fucose transmembrane transporter activity; antiporter activity. The record is from RefSeq and is a predicted model, not a curated record. Lineage: Eukaryota; Metazoa; Chordata; Actinopteri; Characiformes; Serrasalmidae. Gene Ontology annotation, cellular component: Golgi apparatus. The coding region runs from base 48 to 1034 and encodes 328 amino acids. The transcript has 13 exons.
CCUGUCCGGCGGAGCGUUGGUUGGACCUCAGUGAUCAGGCAGGCAGCAUGGCGGAGCUGAGGGAGCGGAGAUCCGAGCGGAGCAGAGAGGAGUUGGAAGAGCAGCGCGGCUCUGAGGGGUCAGCGCUGCUCCUCAACCUACUGACCGCUCUGUUUUACGGACUCAGCUCUUUCCUCAUCGUCGUGGUCAACAAAAGCGUCCUGACCAGCUACAGGUUCCCCUCGUCUCUCUGUGUAGGGAUCGGUCAGAUGUUGGCCACAGUGGUGGUGCUGUGGGUGGGAAAAGCUCUGAAAGUGAUACAUUUCCCCGAUUUUGACAGAAAUGUCCUGCACAAGACUUUCCCUCUUCCUCUGCUGUACGUGGGGAAUCAGCUGACCGGCCUAUUCGGAACAAAACAAGUCAAUCUGCCGAUGUUCACGGUUCUCCGGAGGUUCUCCAUCCUCUUCACCAUGCUGGCUGAAGGCUACCUGCUGAAGAAGAACUUCUCAUGGUCCAUUCAGGCUACAGUGUUCACUAUGAUCUUCGGAGCGUUCAUCGCUGCCAGCACAGAUUUGGCUUUCGACCUGCAAGGCUACAUCUUUAUCACCCUAAACAACGUUCUGACCGCAGCCAACGGAGCGUACAUGAAGCAGAAACUGGACUCUAAGGAGCUGGGUAAAUAUGGGCUGCUGUAUUAUAACGCUUUAUUCAUGAUCAUCCCCAUCGUGGCUUUAGCAUAUUACACUGGAGACAUUGACAAAGCUGUAGGGUUUGAUGGAUGGACCGAUGUGUUCUUUAUUGGUCAGUUUAUUCUGUCCUGUGUGAUGGGGUUCAUCCUGAUGUACUCCAUCGUUCUGUGUACGCACUACAACUCCGCCCUCACCACCACGAUCAUCGGCUGCAUUAAGAACAUCCUGGUGACGUACAUCGGGAUGGUGUUUGGGGGAGAUUAUAUCUUCACCUGGUUGAACUUCAUCGGACUGAAUAUCAGCAUUGCUGGAAGUCUGGUUUACUCCUACAUCACCUUCAGUGAGGAACACAGGAAGACUAGGUAGUAUGUGCUGGCUGAAACUGACUGACUGAAGCUGACUGACUGCUGCUGAGCCUGCCUGGCUGAAGCUGAUUGGCUGACUGAAUUGUAUCCCAUAGUGCCUUUGUACUGUUUACCUCGGACCAAAUAUUUAGAUAUUUGUAAUCGCACUACAUCAUGUAUUUUUUUAUGAUGCACGGUGUAGAAAAUAUUUUAUACUGUUGAAAUUUUAUAUUGUAAUCAUAGAUCAGACAUUAUGUUCUGUAUAUUUUGACUCUAUAUUAUAUGUCAGAUAUAUAUCAGUGAUAUAAAUGUGAUCCAUUAAAUGAUUCGACCUUUAGGAAAUGUUUCAAACCUA